Molecule: messenger RNA, 1560 nt
Organism: Colletotrichum truncatum
Lineage: Eukaryota; Fungi; Ascomycota; Sordariomycetes; Glomerellales; Glomerellaceae
Product: cyclopropane-fatty-acyl-phospholipid synthase
Biological process (GO): cellular response to biotic stimulus
Source: RefSeq, a predicted model, not a curated record
AUGACUGCUAACGGCUCCAUCCCGACGCCGCCGGCGUCAGCUACGGCCAGUCCGAAAGGGUUUGAGGAUUUCGGCUUGAGGACCACUUCUUAUCCGGCGAUAAAGAAUGCGACGCUCCCAGCCGACGGCGCUGGAUACGACUCAUUCUCCGCCGGUUUCUUAACUUCCCUAUUACUCCUCGUACCUGCGGCCGCAACAUGGAAGGUCGGAGGCGGGAGCUUCACUUUUGCCAUUUUCCUUUUUACACUGGGAGUCCCGAUAUCCGUUGCCUUUUGGUUUGUCGCAUCGAGGAUCUCGCCGCCUAUCAAGGACAAUGUGCGGGGCCCCGGCCGUCCUGUCGAGCAGUACCUGAGCUUCAAGACGGAGCAUGAUCGCGCCAAGUAUUGGGGUCGACACAAGAUCUCGAUGGAGACGUUUACCCGCAUGUACUUUGCUGGCGAGGUCGACUUCAACGGCGAUGCGCUCGCUGCGCUCGAGUAUCGCCAUGAUUGGGCGAGCUUCAAGUUUACGUGGGGGUUAUUUCGCUUUGUCUUGUUAACCUUGGUGCCGGAGGUCAUUAUGAGCCACGUCCCAUCCAGUAAUUCUCCAGAUGCUGUGUACCCAGCUAAAGCAGUCGCUAACAGAAGCCAUCUAGAACAACGUAAUCGUAAACAUGAAGACCGCGGUAGUGACUUUUACGCCUGGUUUCUCGGUCCACGCAUGACCUACAGCUCGGGUAUCGUAUCCGAUAUGCAGGCCGAGGAAUCGCUUGAAGAGGUCCAAGACAACAAGCUGGCUGUCGUGUGCGAAAAGAUCAACCUCAAGGCAGGGGACAAACUCCUCGACAUCGGAUGUGGCUGGGCUUCCUUGGCGACGUUUGCGAGUGUGAAUUACAAGGCAAAGGUGACUGGUGUCGCGCCAAACCAGAACCAAGCUGAUUUGGGUAACUGGCGGCUCCAAUGCGCCGGUCUUUCGGAGUAUCAGAGUCGGAUCCAAUUUCUGAAAACGCAAGAGGUCAUGCCCUCCAAAUAUGACAAGAUCACUUGCCUGCAAGUGUCGGAGCAGGUUGGCAAGAUGAAAAUGAGCAAGUUCUUCCAGCAAUGCUAUGAUAUGCUCGAGGAUGACGGGAUAUUCUACGUCGAGGUUACUGGGCUUAGAAGGGCGUGGCAGUAUGAGGACCUUGUGUGGGGUUUGUUCUUGAAGAAGCAUAUCCCCGAGGCGGGUGCGCUGUGGCCGUUGGGGAGGUAUGUGACGGCUCUUGAGGCUGCUGGGUUUGAAGUUCAAAACAUUGACACCGUGGGAUAUCACUACUCGGCGACUCUAUGGCGUUGGUAUAAGAACUGGGUUAGCAAUGCCGAUAAGGUCACUGCAAAGUACGGCAAGCGGUGGUACAGAAUCUGGGAAUACUUUCUCGCUGCGUCGACCAUCGCCUCCAGACAAGGUACGACGUCGUGUCACCAAAUUACUCUUGUGAAAAAUCUCAACGGAGUGCAUCGUUCCGAUUUGCACAAGACGCAGUUUUCUGUGGCUGGGGCGCUCGCGUCUAGUAAAAAUGCUGGUAAAGCGCAGUUCCCGCUCUGA